Molecule: messenger RNA, 1439 nt
Organism: Cydia splendana
Lineage: Eukaryota; Metazoa; Arthropoda; Insecta; Lepidoptera; Tortricidae
Product: neuronal growth regulator 1-like
Exons: 7
Coding region: 178-1167 (329 amino acids)
Biological process (GO): synapse organization
Cellular component (GO): neuron projection membrane
Source: RefSeq, a predicted model, not a curated record
GUCGGCGGGAGCGCACGUCGCCCGGAUCACGACUCACGCACGAGCGCCCCGGUUGCGUCACCAGUGCAGUGCGGACCAUGCGAGCCGCCUCCACCCGCAUGAACGCCACAGUUGUUAGUGUGGGCGCGCGGCGGGUGGCGGGAGCGGCGAAAGCGGCGGCGCAGCAGUAGCGGCAGCAUGGGCGGCGCGCGCAGCCUGGCGCUGCUGCUGCUAGCGGCGCUGCUGGCGGCCGCCGGCCCCGUGCCCGACCCGCCCGCAUCUCCCCGGACACGUGCCGCCCGCGCCAGCUGGGAGGUGUCGCCGAGCCCGCCGGGCGUGGAGAGCGUGGGCGUGCCGCUGGACGCGCUGGAGGGCGCGCUGGACACGCCGGACGCGCUGGACGCGGCGCUGGGCGCGGAGGAGGCGCCGGCGUGGCGCGAGCUGUGGUACGCGUCGCUGGAGGCGCGGCGCCGGCAGCCCGUGCUCAACGCCUCGCGCGAGGACGUGCUGGCGCAGCUCGGCUCCACCGCCUUCCUGCACUGCCCCGUGAGGCACCUCGGCGAGCGUGGCAUCUCGUGGGUGCGGAGACGAGACUGGCACAUCAUCAGCUCCGGCCUCUUCAUGUAUACGAAUGACGAGCGCUUCCAGGUUUUACACAGCGAGGGUUCAGACGACUGGACGCUGCAGAUCAAGUUUGUGCAGAAGCGCGAUAACGGCACGUACGAGUGCCAGGUGUCCACCGCGCAGGGCCCGCUGUCGCGGCUGGUCGCCCUGCACGUGCUCGUGCCCGAGGCCUUUAUCCUCGGUGCCGACGAGCACCACGUCGACGCCGGCUCCACCAUCAGCCUCGUGUGCAUCAUAGAAAAGAGCCCAGUACCACCGCAGUACGUGUUCUGGUACCACAACGAGCGCAUGAUCAACUACGACGCGUCACGCGGCGUGGCCGUGGCCACGGCACCGGGCGCGCGCACGCAGUCGUCGCUCACCAUCCGCGACGCCGCGCCGCGACACUCCGGCAACUAUUCCUGCCGCGCGCCCAACACCGAGCCCGCCGCCAUCUACGUCUACGUCUCUGAAGGCAGUGACAAGAUGGCGGCGACGUUGUCGCGGUCGCGCGGCGCGCGGCUGCGGGUGGCCGCGGGCACCGCGCUGCUGCCACUGCUGGCCGCCCUCGGCGGGUGCCCGUGAAACUUGCGCAGCAACACCACAUUCAAUAUUACUAUUGAAUUGAACUGUGUUAAAUCGUGUUAUCAACGAUCACUUGUCCGGUAUUUGUAUUAAUAUGAAGAGUUUAUCUAGUCUGUAAAUAUUAAAGCGAUCGGAGUUGUAAAUAAUUAUAUUAGGUAAUUCCGGUAAAUCUAUUUCGUUGGUAGAUAAGGGUUAUCUACCUACGUGUACAUAGGUAUUAAUGUUACGACUUUGAUCAGUAUCAUUGCCGUCGGUUUGACUCGUUUUUUAUU